AUGAGUGAUCUCUCCUCCUCAGCCUCGACAUUAGCUGUCGUCCCCACCAAGCAGGCGACUCUGCUUCAGUGCAUGCUGGCAGGUGCGAUGGCUGGAACGGCGGUAGAUACUGCCCUCUUCCCUCUGGACACACUCAAGACGCGCCUCCAGUCCAAGGCUGGAUUCGCGGCAUCGGGAGGAUUCAGAGGAGUCUAUUCUGGCUUGACCAGCGCCGUCAUCGGAAGCGCACCUGGUGCUUCGAUGUUCUUUGUUACUUACGAGGGACUCAAGAAGACAUUGACUACAGUCUUGCCCGAUCCCCAACAUGCCCCCAUGGUCCAUAUGAUGUCUGCCUCUGGUGGAGAGAUCGCUGCCUGCUUUGUUCGUGUUCCGACUGAGGUGAUCAAGCAGAGGAUGCAAACCAAGCAGUUCACAACUACCUCUGCUGCCUUCAAAUCUGUCAUCCACAACGAGGGCAUCUUGGGAUUCUACCGCGGAUACUUCAGUACCGUCGCGCGCGAGAUCCCCUUCACAUGCAUCCAGUUUCCAUUAUACGAGUACAUGAAGAAGACAUACGCAUUCGCAACCCACAGACAAGUAGUCGACCCAUGGGAGGCCGCCAUUUGCGGAUCGAUUGCAGGAGGAAUCGCCGCCGCUAUCACAACACCUCUGGAUGUCAUCAAGACACGUCUGAUGCUCAGCCAACGGAGCCCUGUCGGCGCGGGUGGAGCUCCAUCGAACGCAUACUACUCUGGAAUCAACUCGACAUUUAAGCGUAUCCUUGCUGAGGAAGGUCCAAGGGCCUUGUUCUCGGGUGUCGGACCUCGUGUUAUGUGGAUCUCGAUUGGUGGAAGUAUCUUUUUGGGCGUUUAUGAGAAGGUCAAGGUGGUUGUCGCCAGCCGGGACAACUAA
Linnemannia hyalina is the source of this 891-nucleotide messenger RNA. The record is from the annotation of a GenBank genome assembly. NCBI's taxonomy places the organism in Eukaryota, Fungi, Mortierellomycota, Mortierellomycetes, Mortierellales, Mortierellaceae.